AUGGCGCGAUCGGUGGUCCAGUGGUCGAGCCUCGCGAGGGGACCAGCAUGCACGUGCUCGUCCACCUCAUUGGUGUUGGGGGUUAAUUGCACCAGGGUCAGUACUCUCGCUUUGGGUUUACAAACUCUCGUCUGCCCAUGACCACGCACUGACGCCCCGCUGUCGUCGCGCUUCGGUUAUCGUGGCUUAGCCCCGGAUCGCCUUCGGAGCAAACCGUGUGCUCCAUUCUCGCCAGAAACAUGCCGCCCGAGGGCAUUCAAACGACAAGAACUCUCAGAGGGUGAGUAGUGGUUACGGAGCUCAAACUUCGUGGGCCGUGAAAGGGAGGGCCCGGUCGUACCAGGCUGGUCGCCGCGCUUAUCACGUGCUGCCCAGAGAUCUUCGCGGGCAGGAACACCGUUGACUCAUUCGCCCUCGAGAGGCCUUUUCGACGUGUCAUGAUACACAGGACUUUAUCUUAUCCGUCUUGGAAGCGCAUCCUUCAGCGCGUGAUUCUCGAUUCUAUCUUCAAAAUUUUGGCGCCUCGGCGGCUCCAACGCCCAGCUCAUCUCGGUCGCAGAAUGGCUCCCACUCGGCCGAGGCGCCAGCUUUCCCGUUGGCGAACGGUGCGACGCCGACGACAGCGUUCGCCGUUCCCGUUAAGACCUCGACGGGCACGAACACCGACCUCGACGACAUCAUCGCGGGCAAAACCCCUUUCGCCGACGAGCUGCUCGCGCCGGAGAAUCGGCACACCGCGCUCGUUAAAAUCCAGGGUCCUUUCACCGAGCGGCAGCUCGAGAGCAUCGCCGAGGGCAUGGUCUACCUCAAAAAGCUCGGUCUCGUGUCGAUCAUCGUCGUCGAUCAUGAAGAGUGGAUGUCGGAGCUCUCCAGGGAGAGCGAACGCGCCAGCCGCUUCUCCAUCGAGGAGCGACGCGCAAGGACGAUUCGACUGCGCGCUCAGAUGAAGGCCGACACGAUGAGACUGUGCGAGAUGCUCGAGAGGAAAGGGGGUUCGGCACGACCACUGCUCGAAGGGGUUUUGUGUGUCCGCGGGGCCGAGUUUGAGGACUCGUUCAAGCCGAUCGCCUCGACGUCCAAGCUCCCCACCGAGUCGGAUCCCUCCAGACCGCCGUCAGACCUCUUCGUCGACUCGCUGUCGGGGAUCCGCGAUUCUAUUCGCCGAGGCGAGAUCCCCGUCAUCCCCCCGAUAGCGCUGGAUCAGUCGCUCUUCUCACUGUGCGUAUCGGCGAACGACGCUGUCCGGGCCAUCUCGGCCGGUCUUGCCGACCAUGCCAAACGAGCGGGUCUGCGGUACGAGGCCGACCGGAGGUGGAACAAGGACGUCGACCUGACGCCCGUGCGCCUCAUGAUCAUCAACCAAGAAGGGGGUAUUCCUUCCCACGCCCGCCGAGGAAACCCGCACCUUUCCAUCAAUCUGUCUUCCGAGUUUGACUACAUCAACGAAACGUUCGUCUGGCAAGACUCGCAUCCGACAUCACUGGCGAACCUGGCCCUGCUCCAAGACUGCCUGGCCGAGCUCCCCCGCACGGCUUCGGCGGUGCUCGUGUCCCAUCGAUCACCCCGAAGUCUCAUUGCCAACCUCAUCACAAAUAAACCCGCUCAUUCACCUUCCUUGCACCAGUCGCUUCUACCCAGCACGCAGAUGAUGCACCAACCAACGAUCGUCCGGCGAGGACUGCCGAUCCGGGUCUUUCGGAAAAUGUCUGACAUCGACCUUCCGGCCUUGACGAAGUUGCUCGAGGCAUCGUUCGGCAAGACACUCGACGCCGAGCCGUUCUAUGCGCAUCUUGAAAAAACGCUCGAUUUUUGCAUCAUUGCGGGAGAUUACCAGGGGGUCGCGAUCGUCACGAACGAAGCGCCUUUGGAGGACUCCAAUGGCGAUGAGGCCGUUUCAGCCUUGGGGGCUCCGGAGAGUCGACCGGUCGCGUAUCUGGACAAGUUCGCCGUACUUCCUUCGCUCCAGGGCGACGGAACGGUCGAUUUCUUAUGGGGUGCUCUGCGCGAUGAAUCGUUCGGUCUCGGUCUCUUGGAUGCAUUGAACCCCAACGUCGGCGGUAAGCAGGGUUUGGGAGAAGGCCGCGACCUGGUGUGGCGAUCACGGUCCAACAACCCCGUUAACAAAUGGUACUUUGAGCGGUCGAAUGGUUUUUUCAAGAUACCACCGCCGAGGGGGAGCCAGGUCGGCUUCGCACUCUUUUGGUGUGAGAGAGAAAGCCGGAGAGGCGAGUCGCGAGACGAUGAGGAGGAAGCGAGUAAAGCCACGGCUACAAAGCUCAAGGAGUGGAGUCGGGUCGUGGGUGGCAUUCCCACGUGCUGGAAGUGA
Messenger RNA from Microbotryum saponariae, 2326 nucleotides. NCBI's taxonomy places the organism in Eukaryota, Fungi, Basidiomycota, Microbotryomycetes, Microbotryales, Microbotryaceae. The record is from the annotation of a GenBank genome assembly.